AUGAAUUCUAAAAUAACUCUAAAAAUCAAAGAUCCAAUUGUUAGAGCUAACUAUUUGCUAAAGAGAAGCAGAGAAAUUCUAUUUUUGAGCUUGCUUGUAUUUCUGAUUAGAAUAGUCAUGUUUGCUGGUGUAAUUAUUGCAUCUUUUAUCAAGCAAAGACCCUCUACUCCUAAUGUAUUUAUUAUCGCUUCAGCAGGGUUACUAUGGCAUAUAAUUCUGAUGAUUCUCACUUACAGAUUUCCUAGAAUUUUCACACUUAUUCACGCACCGCUGCUUGCGAUUAGUUACUUUUUCACUUGCCUCACUCAAUUUUACAGCCCCAACUCUUAUGUGGCAGUCAUUCAGAGUACUAUUGGCUUGGAGUUUUUUCUCAUUAGUGGGUUAGUACUAAGCUUCUGCUGGUAUAUAACAAGUAUUGCACUUCUGUUAAAUUUGAUUUUCGGUCUAGUUAUUUUAGUUGUAAAGUAUGACAUUGAUGAUGUAGGAACUAUAGGGUAAUAUCUGAUGACUACCUUUUUUAUAAUCUAUGCUUGCUACGAAAAUAACUAGGUAGUUUAAGGAAAUAAAGAACUGAAUAAACUACUUUCAAUAAAAGAUGAUUAAGAUAACUCUGUCAUUACCUAGAGAUUAACAGAGCAAAUCUUUUAGCCUUAUAACAAUUACAUCGAAGGACUGGGUGAUAGUGAACAAGAUUCUGGUUUAUAGAUUAAUUCAAUAAGACUAAAUAUUCAUGAGGCGCUACAAAGAAAUGAUCCUAAUGAAUUUUUCCAAAUUAAGACUAAGUACAACUUUGAAGAUGGCAGAAGUCAUUCCUCACAGGAGCAACCAUAGUACUCAGAAAUCUUCACUCUUAAGUAGCAAGAACUUUAAUUUUAAAGCAAGCCAUUUAUGCUAAUUCUUUUCAAUAGAAUCACAUCCUUCAUCAAAUAUGAAAAAUUGAAAAUGGAAAAUAAUUUCUACGAAAUGAUUACUGCCACUGUAUCUCAUGAUAUGAGAACACCAAUAAAUGCAAUAAUGGGUAUCAUAGAAAGCCUUGAUCCUUUUAUCAGUAAAUAAGAAGGUAAAAAGUUAUUGCAAAUUGUUGAUAAUUCUUCAAAAAUAUUACUCUUUCUGGUGAACGACAUCUUAGACUUUUUUUAGAUAAAAAAUGGAAAGUUUAAAAUAAACUAUGACAAAGUUAAAAUAAGAAAGCCAAUAUAGGAGCUAAUUGAUAUGUUUUAGUUGGUAUCUCAUGAGAAAAAAGUUGAAAUAUUAUGUGAAUUUGACGAAAAUGUCCCUGAAUAAUUAUUAGUUGACGAAUAAAGACUUAGAUAAAUUCUGAUAAAUCUAAUAAGUAAUUCGCUAAAAUUUACUUUAUAAGGUUCAAUAAAGAUACUCUCAAAAUAUGAAUAAAGUCAAAAAACACUUUUUGUUACAGUAAAAGAUACAGGCAUUGGGGUAAACGAUGAAGAUGAAAUUAAAUUGUUUAAGUUAUUUGGAAAACUUGAGUCAUCUUAGGCUCUUAACACUAAGGGAAUAGGACUCGGGCUUAACAUAUGCUCAAAGAUUGUGGAGGCCUGUGGAGGAGAAAUACAUCUGGAUCAUGAAUACAAAGAAGGGGCUUCGUUUUAAUUCAGCAUUUUGGCUUAUGAGAAUGAAAAUGAUUUACCGAAAAAUUAGUCUCGGAAGAAAGAAGUCUUAAAAGACCAAUUAAGUAGUUAUCAGUCAGAAGGGCUAGAUGAAAAUGAACUACCAGUUAAAUUCAACUCUAUCAUGCUUUCUCUUAAUGACUACUCAGAUGAUAAAAUAGAUUUUGACUAGUACCUUGGAUCUAUACAUUCAGUGAGAAAUUUGAAUACUGAACCAGAAUUAAGUUGUCCAUGUAGAAAUAGACCUUAAAUUUUGAUAGUUGACGACAAUGUUUUCAAUAUUAUAACGCUAUAAACGAUUCUGGAAAUGAACUUCAAAUAAAAAGUAGAAAAAGCAACGAAUGGCAAAGAAGGAGUAGAUAAGGUUAUGGAGAGAAUAGAAUUAGAUAGGCAAGAACCCUGCCAUUGCGAUAAAAACAAUCAUAAUUUUAAGAUAAUAUUUAUGGAUUGCAACAUGCCAAUAAUGGAUGGAUUUUAAGCAACUCAAGAAAUAAGACAGUUUGAGAAAUAAAAUAAUAUUGUUCAAACAAGUUAUAUCGUUGCGUUAACUGCAUAUUCAACAGAUAUGUUUUCUCAGAAAUGUAAAGAAUCAGGGAUGGACAACUUUAUGACUAAGCCGAUCAGUGUAGACACUAUCUAAAAAAUACUCUCGAGAACUGUAUUCAAGUGA
Messenger RNA from Stylonychia lemnae, 2298 nucleotides. NCBI's taxonomy places the organism in Eukaryota, Ciliophora, Spirotrichea, Sporadotrichida, Oxytrichidae. The record is from the annotation of a GenBank genome assembly.